AUGGGCAACGCCGCCACCAUCGGCCCGUGCUUCCGGCCGCCGAACCCCUUAGCCGCCGCCGUCACUCUCAUACCCCACGGCGGCGGCGCUGCCAGAACCCUCGCUGGGAAGCACCUCGCCGGCGAGAUCAUGUUCCAGUUCCCGGACCGGAUGGUCUGCCCAGCCGACUCGUUCUUCAUCGGCCGGCCUUCCCCAGCCCUCUCUAUCGAAGACGAACUGGUCCCGGGCCGCACAUAUUUCCUCCUCCCCAUCGACCUGUUCGGGCCGGUCCUGUCCCCCUCGUCCAUGGCGGCCCUGAGGCCCGUGGGCCAGGGCCAUGCCGGGUUCAAGGGGUGCCCGUUCGAGUAUGGGAGGGGGCCGGACGGCAGGGUUUUGAUACGGGUCGUGCCGGAGUUCAUCGCCUGGUUGAUUAACGGUGGCAGCAGUGAGAGCGGUGACGGGGGCGGCGGCAACGGCGGCGGCAGCCCUCUGUGCAGUACGCCGGAGCUGCAGAAACAUUAUGAUCAGCUGGUUGGGUGUAAGGAUAGAGUUAAUUGGUCGCCCAAGCUGGAGACCAUUUCUGAGUGCAAAAUUAGGUUUUCGCCGUGUAGGUUCAUGGGGCUCCAGUGGAAAAAGGAGGAAAUCGAUGGGUAA
Molecule: messenger RNA, 633 nt
Organism: Striga hermonthica
Lineage: Eukaryota; Viridiplantae; Streptophyta; Magnoliopsida; Lamiales; Orobanchaceae
Source: the annotation of a GenBank genome assembly